AUGCGAGUUUUCAUUUGUAUUCUGACGCUGUUUUACAUUUCCUCUACUAAAAGAACAGCUAGUUUGGACAAACUUUUCAAAAAUGUCAAUUUUGGUCAGUUUUUCAUACGUUAUCGGAUGUACAUGUUGAUGGUUCUGUCUUCAUAUUAAAUUUUAUGAAAUUCCUUUUGAGACAAGAAUGUUUGAAUCUUCAUUUAGUAUGAAAAGAAUCGUUUUGUUAAUUUUUCAGGGUAUACUCAUACUCAAAUUUGAAUUACUUUUUUCUGGAAGUUGAGCGACCCGAAAAACAGUUUCAAAAAUUUUUAAUUUUUUCGCAUCUCCAUAUUUUCGAGAAUUUUGCUUCUGAACGGAAAUUGCGUAGUUUACCGGAUCUUUAUCUAAAACAAGAUGAAAAAUUAUCUUGCAAGGAAAUGUGAUUAUGAUUGCAUCAGCAAACGCAUCAAACUUGCUUAUCUUGAGUCAUGAGAUUUUCCAGCAAGAUUCCUGAUUAGCGAAUUCGACUACACUGGUUAUCUGAAUCAGGCAGACCAAACGUCAGGAAAAUUCGUGCCUUUCCAAGAUGCAAGCAACGACACUUAUUUCCGAGUUGGCAUGUGCGUCGACUUGAAUUUUCCCCAUUUUUUCUAUUUUUCAGGUUACACAAAUCGCAACUGGAAAAUUAUACAAAAAUUCGAAUGGAAGAGCAGCUUGGCCAAUUGAAAAAUAAACCUUGGCUCCCGGUUCAUACAAUUCGCGAAGAGUUUGCAAAUUGUCUCAAUUUCAAAUACGGAUCUUUAAGUGAAAACGAUUUCAAGGUUCUUCUUCAUCUCUCUUUUAUUCUUGGAGCAUAAGCCAAGAAAAAAAAACGACGUCUCACUUUCACAAGCAAAAAAAGAACAUUCGAGAUUCGUUCAUUUUUAUUUUAAGUUGCUUCUGCGCUUUCCGAAACCUUUUAAAAUACUUAUAUUUCUUUCAAAGACCGCUCUGAGAAUCAUCAGCAAUAAGAAUUUAUGAAAAAAAAGUUACAGUAUGACAAAGGACUAUAUGGCUGGAUGAACAUCAUGAAGUUUUCCUGUGCAGCCAUUAACGACGAUAUUUUUGUCUUUGCAAUGGCGUUUUCUAGAACGAGAUUUCGCUUGAAACAGGUGUUUCUGAAAAGACAAGAAAAGUAAGUUCCCCUGGAAAAGUUAAUUACGAUCUGAAUAAGGAAAUAAGACCUUCAAAUUAGAAUAUGUGUCAUGACGAAGCUUCUAGAAGGCUUGCAUUUGGAGUGAAGACUUCCUAUACAAAAAACUAAAUUAUGCUUCUCUCCAAGAAAGAAACCGGCCAUUAAAAAGCAAAUUAGGGCCUUUUUAGCCUGCAUUUUGCCUCAGCACUCUCGUAAUUAUUUUUUACAGAUACUGGGCAACUUCCGGACGGAGCAUCAUAACCCGUGACGUCCAAAAAAUCACGGAACUCUUUGCGAUCGGCUUCUCAAAGUUUGUGAAUGAGAAGCUGCUCGAAGAAUUGAAGAGAAAUUCGAACGAAGAGAUUCAAGAAAACUUUGGAAAAGACACUCUUGGACGUUUGUUUUAUCGGUGAACCUUCCGUUAAAAAUUAGUUCUUUUCAGAACAUUAUUUGAAAUUGACAAAAGAAACUUUGGACGAAAUGGCUGUCGCGUUUGGAUCGCUCAAAAACCACACGUCUCUUUCUGAAAGCCGCGUUCACACUUUCAAUACUUUAGGGAUCGAGGUCUAUCAAACUCAAUUUUUUCAUCUGAGCUCAAAUAUCUAAUUGUCUGCAAUAUUGCGAGGCAUUUAAAUCAUAUUUUUUUAAAGGUUUCAGCUAAAAAAACCUUUCAAAGCGUCCGUUUCAAAAAUAGAUUCAUGAAUUCGGCAGGUUUUUUUAAAAUCUUUACCUAUCUUAUAAAAAAAAUGUUUCAUGAUCAAUUGAAAGAGUUUUUAAAGUGUGAUUGAAAAUAUGGCUGAAAAUCUGAAUAAAAUUUCUAUGCUUUUUUUCAUGAAGUUUUUUUCAGUCCAAUCUUUCCGCUUGAAACGAAAUAGUCGGAAACAGAAAAUUUUGAAAUCUGCUAGAAACUUUUCAUUUUCUCUUUUUUGAACUGGUUCUCUGUUACUCUGAAGUAUUUAAAAAUGCUCUUAUAACUUCUUGGUGAUACAACCAAGCGGCGAAUAAAUGACUUAAUUUAUUCAAAACUGUUCAUAACAGUCAAACGAUGAAGCACAAACGGAAUGAUUUGGGUUUCCUAAACAAAAUGAAAAAAAACCAAAACUGAUUCAACUCAUAAAUAAUACUCAAAUUUCAGCUGACUGGUCCAUUCAUUUUGAUUUAUUAGUGCAGAUUCAACUGAAGGUCCGUCAAACCGGACUAAAUUAUUCAUUCUGCAGAUCAAGACACGGAUGAUACUGGCGAGUCCUUUGAAAGUGAGCCAGAUUGUUGAGUCUUUUUCGACCGAACUGGAUGAUGAAGCCUUAGAGACACUGGACUCCUGUAACCGUGAAACGUGCUCGCGACAAAAAAUGGUCAGUUUCUGAAUUAUAAUAUCUCUUCAUAACGUUUUUUUUUGUAGACGAAUGAAACGUAUAACCAAAAACUGGAGACACACAACUAUUCGAAGGAGAACGCGUUCGUCCACAAAGUCAACAGCCGGAUGACACUUUUGUCGUUUCAAACCAGCAGACCUUAUUUCCAGUUUGAGACUAUGAAUCGUCGCACUUCGCAUGGCAUCACGUUUGUCGGACUUUUUUUAUUCAUUUUUUUACGGCUGGUUAAAAAAAUUAUUUUUUUCAAGAAAUUGAUAUAAAUGGAAAAAAAGCAAGCACAAAUACAUCAGAAACUACAAGAAUUGGCAUAUUUUUUUCUGAGUUUUUGAGUAAUUAUCGAAACUUGUUCUUUUUCAAAAAUAAGAAAAAAACUCUGUGCAAAAAAAUUAAUGAUUCAAACCUCUUCAAAUAAUUCGUUCUCAAAAAUGAAUCUGAGUAGAACUUAUUAAUUUUUUUAUUUAUUCUCAAACUCAAACGCAUUAGGAAUAGUUUUUGUCAUCAAACGCAAACUUAUCCUUAGGGACCACAGUGAAAAUUCGAAAAAAAUUUUUCUUUUUAAGUGAAAAAAAUUUUAUACUGUUCGAUCCAAUUUUCGAAAUAUUGACUUAUCACUCAAAUAUAACCUUACCACAAGGUUAUAAAAACAAGUAAUUUUUUGACCAAAAACAAAAAUUUGACCGCUGCGGGCAUCGAACUCACGACCCCACAGUAGUGAGCAGGCGUACAUGAACAGUUUCACGUACAUCUUUUUCAACAUUGGUUUCAAAUUAUAAAUUAUUAAUGUUUUUAGGCUACGGAGGAUUUUUUUAUUUUUAUUAUUUUUUUAUUGUCCUAAAAUUGAAUGAAUAUCAUAACUUGAAAAUAAAAAAAUUAGCGCAUUUGACCGGUGAUCAUGUUAAAACAAAUUUCGAAAAAGUUCGAUGUCUAUUUUUUUGCUUCAAACGAAGUUCAUAAAACGAGAUUUAUUUUUAAUGAAUUUUCGAUUAGAUUUUUUUGUAUUAGUUGUCUUGGAAACUAAGUAAAUUUUUUCCAACUUUGCACGGCCUCACAAAGAUUAGGUUACGCGGGAAUUUCAAUUUUUCAAACUCAAGAAACUUAGUUUCCACUUAGAAACACUUUGAAAAAAGGAAAAAUUACGCAUUCAACUUGGAACUAGGGGAAAUAUUCGGAACAGGAGUUUUUUGCAAAGAAAAGGCGGAGCUAUUCGGUCUCUACUUAUAUAACAUGAAAACUUCAUAUGCCGAGAAUAACUACUGCCAUGAAAGUAAAGUCACUGGCGGUGAAUUAACGUCUUUGCAAAUGGGAUACUUUAAGACAAGCCGGUUUGCACUUUCUUUGACGCAAAAUCGCUUUUUAAAAGUUUUAUUUUUUUUUUUUGGAGUGCGUGAAAAACUUGCAAGAUCGCGCUAAAAAAACACGAAGAUAACGGAGUUCCUUUGAGAGGUUGUCAAUGAAUCGCCCCCGACCACAUUUUUUCUUCCUGACAAAAAAAAAAGCCUAUAUCUUUAAAUAAGUAUGUUGCAGAAAGAUCAAACAGAACUUGGACGUCGAAGCAACUAAACUAUGGGACGAUCUUCUGGACCAGCAGUUCUCUCUAGUCAUGCACACCCACUACCGACCUUUCUUCCCGGCACUUUCUGGGAAAACUAACUUUUCUGCAACCCAAUCUUUUUCCUAG
Messenger RNA from Caenorhabditis auriculariae, 4198 nucleotides. Lineage: Eukaryota; Metazoa; Nematoda; Chromadorea; Rhabditida; Rhabditidae. The record is from the annotation of a GenBank genome assembly.